Molecule: messenger RNA, 1174 nt
Organism: Camelina sativa (false flax)
Lineage: Eukaryota; Viridiplantae; Streptophyta; Magnoliopsida; Brassicales; Brassicaceae
Product: cell division cycle 20.2, cofactor of APC complex
Biological process (GO): anaphase-promoting complex-dependent catabolic process; positive regulation of anaphase-promoting complex-dependent catabolic process; positive regulation of ubiquitin protein ligase activity
Cellular component (GO): anaphase-promoting complex
Molecular function (GO): ubiquitin ligase activator activity; protein binding; anaphase-promoting complex binding
Source: RefSeq, a predicted model, not a curated record
CAUCUGUAAUUUCCCAAUCCACCGUCCUCACUUCUCUCCACAUCAACAGCUCGCUCUCUCUCUCUCUCUCUCUCGAUCCAAUUUUUACUAACGUUUUUCAUUCUGUUUAAUUACUAUUUCGACUAGUUUCGUUUCUAUUUUUAGAUCUUUCUCUAACCCUUAACCAAUCGCUAUAUACAUUCGUUCUUGUUUCUCGAAUUUUUUUUCUUUUGUGAUUUUUGGUAUAAUGGAUACAGGUUUGAACUCUUCUUCUUCUUACUUGAAGGCACAGACUCGAUGUCUUAUUCAAAGAUCCUUUCUCCCCAAGGACACCUCGAAAGAAAACCUUGACAGAUUUAUACCAAAUAGAUCAGCCAUGGAUUUUGACUUUGCCUACUCUCAGCUAAUGGAAAGACCAAACCGGAACGAUCAGGAACAAACCUCAAGCUCCAGUGGGAACUCUUCACAGCCAUCACUCUGUUUCUGCGCUUUACCAACAGCCUAAGCCGCGUAGACACAUCCCUAAGACUUACGAGAGAAUGUUGGAUGUACCUGACUUGGCGGAUGACUUUUACCUCAACUUGCUUGACUGGGGCAGUGAUAAUGUUUUAGCCAUAGCAUUGCAUGAUACUGUUUAUCUGUGGGAUGCUUCUAAGGGUUCUGCUACUGAGCUUGUGACAGUUGAUGAAGAUAAGGGACCUGUCACAAGUAUCAACUGGGCACAAGAUGGUCGUUAUCUUGCAGUUGGGCUUAACAGCUCUCAAGUCCAGAUUUGGGAUUGUGCUGAUAGUCGUAGAGUGAGAACGUUGGAGUGUGGUCACGAGUCUAGAGUAGGAUCAUUGGCAUGGAACGAUUAUCUCUUGACAACGGGAGGAAUGGAUGGGAAGAUCAUCAACAAUGAUGUACGGGUUAGUUCACACGUUGUGAAUACUUACAGGGGUCACACUUCAGAAGUUUGUGGGUUGAAGUGGUCAGGAUCUGGACAGCAUUUAGCUAGUGGUGGCAACGACAAUGUGGUUAAUAUAUGGGACCGUUCUAGCUCUCAGCGGCUGCAUAGGCUUGUAGAGCACACAUCUGCAGUUAAAGCUCUUGCUUGGUGCCCUUUCCAAACGAAUUUGCUUGCAACUGGUGGCGGUGAGAGAGAUGGGAGAAUAAAGUUCUGGAAUACUAGGACAGGAGCUUGCUUGAACACGGU